This is a messenger RNA of Caenorhabditis remanei, 582 nucleotides long. RefSeq lists its product as uncharacterized. The transcript has 4 exons. Lineage: Eukaryota; Metazoa; Nematoda; Chromadorea; Rhabditida; Rhabditidae. Gene Ontology annotation, molecular function: gamma-glutamylcyclotransferase activity; glutathione specific gamma-glutamylcyclotransferase activity. The coding region runs from base 1 to 582 and encodes 193 amino acids. Gene Ontology annotation, biological process: glutathione catabolic process. The record is from RefSeq and is a predicted model, not a curated record. Gene Ontology annotation, cellular component: cytoplasm.
AUGGAAUCCCUAUCUUCAAAUCAAUCACUCUGGAUUUUCGGCUACGGAAGUCUCAUCUGGAAUCCUGGAUUCGCCUUCUCCACGUCUCGAAAAGCCUAUGCAAUUGGAUGGGCUCGUCGUAUGUACCAAGGAAAUACGUACCAUCGUGGUGACGAGAAAUUGCCUGGACGCGUCGCCACCCUCAUCGAAGAGUCCAACUCGUUUACGAACGGAGUUGUGUUCCGGGUUGAUGGAAAGACGGCAAUCGCCACUGCUGUCAAGUAUCUUGAGCAGAGAGAGAUUGACAAUGGCUAUUCAUUCCGAAUGGUUCCAGUUCAAAUCGACUCCAUCCAUCAUCGUCGUCGUCCUACUGUAGUUAUGGCAUUGACUUGCGUCGCCGAUAAGCAGAACGAGCUGUACCUCGGACCGGAUGAUCUCAUCAAAAUGGCACGCGAAAUUGUGACUGCCAAAGGAUGCGCCGGACCGAAUUGCGAAUACGUGUUGAAUCUGGCCGAAAACCUGCGAAAACUCUUCCCCAAUGAUGAAGACGACCACCUUUUCCAGCUUGAACAACACGUCAGAAUGGCCAAAGUUCGGGCCUAA